UAGUUGCAGCCAACCUAUUAAAUUAAGAUACUCCGCCAUGUGAACCUUGCUCACCACGUAUUCCUUGCCUUCGCAUUUAUAUAUAUAUAUAUAUAUAUAUAUAUAUAUAUAUAUAUUCCAUAUUAGAAACGAAAUAUCUUCACUCAAAGCCAGAAGCUCCAAAGACCAUGGAGUUUUUGAGUUCAUCAACAGAGGUCAUGUCCUCAUUUUUCUCUAACUUCUAUACAUUAAAAAUGUACCCAAGUGCUAAUUUUCUCAUGAAACCCAUUUUCCUUCGUGGGUUUUCGGGUUCAUUGCAUUUUGUUUUGUUAUUCUUGUUGUUUGCGUCAUGGAUUAGCCAGAAAUUCAAGGGGAGUCUUCGGGAAGAGAGGGUUAAGAAAGCCAGAUGUUUGUGUUAUAAACCAACUUUAAUGGUUUGUUUGGGUCUUUCUGCAUUUAAUCUAGUGUUGUGUUUAUUGAGCUACUUCUACAGGUAUAGGAAUGGUUGGUCUGAUGAAAACUUAGUGACCCUUUUGGAUUUAGCCAUGAGGACACUUGCUUGGGGUGUAGUCUCUGUUUACUUGCACACUAAAUUUUCUACUUCUGGUCAGUCAAGGUUUCCAUUUUUAUUGAGAGUUUGGUGGGUUUUCUUCUUAUUCGUUUCUUGCUAUUGCCUUAUUGUAGACUCUGUUCUAUACAAAAAACAAGUUUCCGUAGCUGUUCAGUCCUUUGUUUCUGAUGUUGUGUCUGUUAUUUCUGGUCUGUUUUUCAUAUAUGUGGGGUUCUGGGGAAAGAGAGAAGGUGAUGAUACCACUCUUGAAGAACCCCUUUUGAAUGGUAAUGGUGUAGUGUCAAAUAACUCCAUAGGAGAUGCAACUGUAACUCCUUAUUCUGAAGCUGGGCUUUUCAGUCUUCUUACUUUCUCUUGGAUAGCUCCUCUAAUUUCAGCUGGCAAUAAGAAAGCCAUAGACCUUGAGGAUAUUCCUCAGCUUGAUACUAGAGAUAGUGUAGUUGGGAGUUUUCCAACUUUAAGGAAUAGGAUUGAGUCAGAUUGCGGGUCAAUUAAUAGAGUUACCUCACUUAAGUUAGUGACAGCUUUGAUGUUCACAGCUUGGGGAGAGAUUCUUUUGACAGCACUAUUUGUGCUUCUGUAUUCACUGGCUUCUUAUGUUGGUCCAUAUCUUAUUGACACAUUUGUUCAAUACCUUAAUGGGAGAAGGGAGUUCAAAAAUGAGGGAAUUAUUUUGGUGUCUGCAUUUUUUGUUGCUAAGAUUGUAGAGUGCCUCUCGCAGAGGCACUGGUUUUUUAGGGCACAGCUAAUUGGAGUAAGGAUCCGAGCAGCACUUGUUGCUAUGAUCUAUAACAAGGGUUUGACUCUUUCAUGUCAGUCAAAGCAGGGCCACACCAGCGGGGAGAUCAUCAAUUUCAUGACUGUUGAUGCUGAAAGAAUUGGUGAUUUCAGCUGGUACAUACAUGAUCCAUGGAUGGUCAUUAUACAAGUUGGAUUGGCCUUGGUGAUUUUGUAUAAAAAUCUUGGUCUUGCUGCAAUCUCCACCUUUGUUGCCACUAUUCUAGUUAUGUUGGCAAACAUUCCUUUGGGGAAAUUGCAAGAGAAUUAUCAACAAAAAUUGAUGACAUCAAAAGAUACUAGAAUGAAGGCAACGUCUGAGGUAUUGAGGAACAUGAGGAUUCUCAAGUUACAAGGGUGGGAGAUGAAGUUUCUAUCCAAGAUUGUGGAGCUUAGGAAAUCUGAGGCAGGAUGCUUGAGAAAAUAUCUUUACACUUCAGCUAUGACCUCAUUUGUCUUCUGGGGCGCCCCGACAUUUGUUUCGGUGAUCACUUUCGGUACUUGCAUCCUUUUAGGGGUCCCUCUUGAUUCUGGGAAAAUCUUGUCUGCACUUGCAACAUUCAGGAUUCUUCAAGAACCUAUCUACAGUCUUCCAGACACGAUUUCAAUGAUAGCACAAACAAAGGUUUCUAUUGAUAGAAUAUCAGCUUUUCUUCGUCUUGAUGACUUGCAGGCUGAUGUUAUUGAAAGGCUUCCAAGGGGUACUUCUGAUGCAGCCAUUGAAAUAGUUGAUGGUAACUUCUCUUGGGAUAUAACUUCCCAAAAUCCUACAGUGAAAGAUAUUAAUUUCAAAGUGUUCCAUGGUAUGAGAGUUGCUAUUUGUGGCACUGUUGGCUCGGGCAAGUCAAGCUUGCUUUCAUGCAUCCUAGGAGAAAUUCCAAAAAUCUCAGGAACCCUUAAGUUGUGUGGGACAACAGCUUAUGUCUCCCAGUCACCAUGGAUUCAGAGUGGCAAGAUAGAAGAGAAUAUUUUGUUUGGUAAAGAGAUGGAUAGAGAAAGGUAUGACAUGGUUCUUGAAGCAUGUUCCUUGAAGAAGGACCUUGAAAUCCUUUCAUUUGGUGAUCAGACAGUCAUUGGGGAGAGAGGAAUCAAUUUGAGCGGUGGACAAAAGCAGAGGAUACAAAUUGCACGAGCCUUAUACCAAGAUGCUGAUAUCUAUUUGUUUGAUGAUCCUUUCAGUGCUGUGGAUGCUCACACAGGCUCUCAUCUCUUCAGGGAAUGCAUAUUGGGUAUGUUGAGUUCGAAAACAAUUGUUUAUGUUACUCAUCAAGUUGAAUUCUUACCUGCUGCUGAUCUUAUACUGGUCAUGAAAGAUGGAAGGAUUACCCAAGCUGGUAAGUACAUUGACAUUCUCAAUUCCGGGACAGAUUUUAUGGAACUUGUGGGAGCACACAAGGAAGCAUUGUCAGCACUUAAUGCCAAAGAGGGAGUUAAAGAAGAAAAAGAAUGUAUCAUCGAGAGUGAUGAAAAAUCAGGCGGUGCAAGUGAGUUAAUGAAGAAAGAAGAACCAAAAAGCAAUGAACCGAAAGGGCAGCUUGUUCAAGAGGAAGAAAGGGAGAAGGGACAAGUUGGUUUUUCAGUUUAUUGGAAAUACAUCACAACAGCAUAUGGAGGAGCUCUUGUGCCUCUUAUACUGCUUGCACAAGUUUUAUUUCAGGGCCUUCAAAUCGGAAGCAACUAUUGGAUGGCAUGGGCAAGUCCUGCUUCGGCAGAUGAAAAGCCUCUUGUUGAUAACACCACACUUAUAGUUGUAUAUGUUAUAUUAGCCAUUGGAAGCUCUUUAUGUGUUCUUAUGAGAUCUACACUUUUGGCAACAACCUCAUAUAAGACAGCCACAUUACUCUUCAAUAAAAUGCAUGAAUGCAUUUUUCGUGCUCCUAUGUCGUUCUUUGAUUCUACUCCAAGUGGAAGAAUUCUGAAUAGGGCUUCGACAGACCAAAGUGCGGUGGAUCUGAACAUUGCAUAUCAAGUUGCAUCAUUUGCUUUCUCAAUGAUCCAACUUUUGGGAAUUAUUAUCGUAAUGUGUCAGGUGGCAUGGCAGGUUUUCAUUGUUUUCAUACCUAUUAUUGCAACCUGCAUCUGGUAUGAGCAAUACUACAUACCUUCAGCGAGAGAACUGGCACGAUUAGUUGGAGUUUGCAAGGCUCCAGUAAUUCAACAUUUUGCAGAAACAAUUUCAGGGUCAACAACCAUAAGGAGCUUUGAUCAAGAGUUAAGAUUCCAGGAAACAAACAUGAAAUUGAUGGAUGGAUAUUCCCGGCCAAAGUUCAGCAUCGCUGGUGCAAUGGAAUGGCUAUGCUUUCGCUUGGAUAUGUUGUCUGCUAUUACAUUUGCUUUCUCUUUGAUCUUGUUGAUCUCUGUUCCUGAAGGAGCUAUUGAUCCAGGUAUUGCGGGGUUAGCUGUCACAUAUGGACUUAAUUUGAAUAUGUUACAAGCUUGGGUUAUAUGGAAUCUUUGCCAAAUGGAGAACAAAAUAAUCUCAGUUGAGAGAAUACUUCAAUACUCUAGCAUCCCAAGUGAGCCUCCUCUUGUGAUAGAAUCAAAUCGGCCAGAUCCUUCAUGGCCAUCACAUGGAGAAGUCAAUAUUCAUGAUCUACAAGUUCGAUAUGCCCCCCACAUGCCACUUGUGUUGCGAGGUCUAACAUGCACUUUUCCUGGAGGACUCAAAACGGGCAUCGUAGGAAGAACAGGCAGUGGAAAAUCAACUCUCAUACAAACACUUUUCAGAAUUGUUGACCCGGCUGCUGGUCAGAUUGUGAUAGAUGGCAUCAACAUAUCUUCCAUUGGACUGCAUGACUUAAGGUCAAGGCUAAGCAUCAUUCCUCAAGAUCCUACCAUGUUUGAAGGGACUGUAAGGAGCAACUUGGAUCCACUCGAAGAGUACACAGAUGAAAAAAUAUGGGAGGCUCUAGAUAAGUGCCAACUUGGAGAUGAAGUAAGGAAGAAGGAAGGGAAGCUUGAUUCUGCAGUUACAGAGAAUGGAGAGAAUUGGAGUAUGGGACAGAGACAACUCGUUUGCCUGGGCCGAGUUCUACUCAAGAAAAGUAAAGUACUUGUUCUUGAUGAAGCUACAGCAUCCGUCGACACUGCUACAGACAAUCUAAUACAACAAACACUUCGACAACACUUCUCUGAUUGUACAGUCAUUACAAUCGCACAUCGAAUUACUUCUGUUCUUGACAGUGACAUGGUUCUACUUCUUAGUCAUGGCCUUAUCGAGGAAUUCGACUCUCCAGAAAGAUUGCUAGAGAACAAAGCAUCAUCUUUUGCUCAGCUUGUAGCAGAAUAUACCAUGAGAUCAAAUUCUGAUUUUUGAAACAAUCUCUUAUUGAGUGAAUAUGUUGACAAUGAUGAAAAUCGAGUAGUAUGGUCUGUCUAUUGUUUGGUUAUGAUAUGAACUUUAAUCUAGUUGUUUUUGUAUUAUAAUUAAUGAUUUGGUAUUAAUGCUCUAAUUAACAUUUUCCAGUUAUAAUAUAUGCUCUACUAGUUAAAA
Messenger RNA from Cannabis sativa, 4820 nucleotides. Its product is annotated as ABC transporter C family member 3. Gene Ontology annotation, molecular function: ATP hydrolysis activity; ABC-type transporter activity; ATP binding. The coding region runs from base 168 to 4643 and encodes 1491 amino acids. The record is from RefSeq and is a predicted model, not a curated record. Gene Ontology annotation, biological process: transmembrane transport. Gene Ontology annotation, cellular component: plant-type vacuole; vacuolar membrane. The transcript is spliced from 10 exons. Lineage: Eukaryota; Viridiplantae; Streptophyta; Magnoliopsida; Rosales; Cannabaceae.